Salpingoeca rosetta is the source of this 2172-nucleotide messenger RNA. RefSeq lists its product as uncharacterized. The record is from RefSeq and is a predicted model, not a curated record. Bases 1 to 2172 code for a protein of 723 amino acids. Lineage: Eukaryota; Choanoflagellata; Craspedida; Salpingoecidae. The transcript has 2 exons.
AUGGCAACGCUCGUGAAUGCGUCAAGUCCAAGCACAUCUCCUCCGCACGAACAACCAUGCUCACCGACAGGCGGAGAUGACACGGGCCCUGGCACCACCACCGCUGACCCAUCAACGCACCACCAUCACCACCACCACCAGCACCAUCAUCACCACCACCAGCGACAGCAAUCCUCAGACUCGAAUAUUCAACACCUCGCGCAGGAGGUUGCGGCAAUGACUGCGUCACCGGCACGGAGUGGCGCUACCGCAGAUACCCAAGCUGACCAGCACCUUUCUUCGACGAGGCGCGAGGACAUCACGCACACACAAGUAAGGGGGGACCCACAAGCAAGAGCGGACACAGCAGCAUAUCCCACCCAUGGCGCUGAUGAUGCCCAAGCCACUGCUUACCGCCUGCAUCACCACGCCAACGACAACGACGACCACAACAACGACGACAACGACGACAACGACAACACCGCCAUGAUGGAUGACGAUGACGAGCAGGACGGUUACGGCGAAGAGGAUGCCCCACACACGCAUGCGUUCCCCAGCUAUUCUGGCGGUGGGCACUAUGAUCCUGCUCAGCACAACCACGAGCAACAGCACGCGAGCGACUCCCAGCUUCCGUGGGCGGCCAUGAUGGAGACAAGCUUCGACAGCAUUCCGCCAGAGCUGCGCCCGUUCCUGACCAUGGCAGACUCACUCGGCGGUGUCGUACCUCUCGCGCAAGCUUCGCUGCAACACCAGUAUGAUCACCAGUACGAGCGAGAGUACCCCGGCCACGAUGACGACCACGACCACCAAGAAUAUGCCGACGAGCACCACGGGCACGACCACAACGACCACGAUGAUCGUGAUGAUCGUGAUGACCACGAAGAACAUCACUACCAUCAUUACCAUCAUCGUCACCAUCAUCAUGACGACCACCCCGCGCAUGACAAUCAUGAUCAAAGCCAUCCCGAGCAGCACCAGGGCACUGAGUCGAUGCCGUUCUUCCCGUUCUCGCCGUCGACAGAUGCGCGCGAUUCACACAGUCAAGACGCCCACAGCUUUGACGGGACCCCGCCCGCGUAUGUGUCCACGUCGUCGUCAGGCCAGACAACCGCGUCUGUGCCAUCAGGCGCGCACGUUGCGUUCUCGCCAAACCUCUUCCCCACCCUGCCUACGGCGCAGUCUGUCACGGGCCUUGUGUCCACGCCGCACCCGCCGCUGCUCACGCUGGCGUCCAACCCACUCCAGGGCAUCUCCGUCAUCCCGACCAUGUCUGUUGUCACACCGAGCGGCACGCUGCUGCUGCACCACCAGCCCGGGGCGCCCCUCAUUCCAGGCAUGGCCACACACGGCAACCUUGCCCAGGCCAUGAUAACCAACGGUGCCGCUGUUGUUCCUCCGGGAUCUGGCGCCUCUCUCCCGCCAUCGCUCCAGCCUGCACGCCGCCGACCACAGCAGCAGCAGCAGCGACAGCGGCUGCGACGGCAGCCGCCAUCAUCGUCAUCCACGUCGUCAUCGUCAGCGUCGUCCGUGUCGUCGUCCCGCCUGCACACCGCCGCAGCCACAGUGCAGCCAGCGGUGGAGGGCGCGGGCAUUGGCGUGCCCGACGCUGCUGGUGGUGUUGAUGGUGAUGAUGAGGAUGGUGGCGGCGGCUUUGAUGGCCAUGUUGCCGCAACCGUCGCCAGCUCACACCCAACCAACCAUCACCGUCAGCAGAUACUCGCAGCACCCCACUUGCACCAGCACCAGCACCAUCAGCCGCGAAAGAGCGAAUUGACGGCCACGACCACGGCGAUGACAGCAGGGGCAUCGGGCGGAGGCGUGAGUCGGCGGCGGCGGCGCAACAUUCCGCGGUUUGUGCAGCCGCAGCGAAGCGAGUUUGAGAGCGACGCAGCGUUUGAGGCCGCCCUGGAGAGGUGGAAGUCAUACAGGGAGAAGAACAACGCUUCCGUGCGCAAGAGCCGGGAGCGGGCGCGGGAGCGGGACCAGCUGUGCCGGCGCGUUCUGCGCGAUACGGAGCAGCGGCGGCAGCAGCUGGUGGCGACGGCGACAACCCUCCGAUCAAACCUGCGGCUGCUGUUGCGGGCGUUCCACGCGGACACGACGCUGACGCCGCUCGAGGCCGCGUGGGUGCAGACGCUGGUGCGGUCGAAGGACGGGCUGCAGCUGGCGACAGAGGCCUCGCUCACGUCAUAG